Aspergillus ochraceoroseus IBT 24754 is the source of this 2844-nucleotide messenger RNA. Its product is annotated as pentatricopeptide repeat protein. The record is from RefSeq and is a predicted model, not a curated record. Lineage: Eukaryota; Fungi; Ascomycota; Eurotiomycetes; Eurotiales; Aspergillaceae. Gene Ontology annotation, molecular function: protein binding. The transcript has a single exon. The coding region runs from base 187 to 2664 and encodes 825 amino acids.
CAAACACCAACCUAACAUUCCUUUCGCGCGAAGUCUUUUCUUCCGCCCCCAUCUUAUCUCUAAAUCUGACAAUCCUCGAUUCUUCCACUCUCAUAUCUACGCGUUUGUCCAGCAUCUUUUUGUGAGUUGCUCGAGGCAGUCCCGGGAUAUGCAUGGCUGAAUCGAUGCCACAAUGUCUGCCACCUCAUGCCUCCUCCCAAUAAGCCCCAGAACUCGCCAGAUCCGCCAUUGCACCUAUUACAGAGACUGGAUAAGUGUUUGCCCGCCGGUUCCAAGUCGAUGCGUGCCUCAGAACCCCUCCUUUCUAAUGCCUCCCUCCGACGAAUCGCCUCCUCCAGUCGUGCUCGCCCGGCUGCGACGUCUAUAGCAGAUAUCUUCGUUCGAUCCUUGGUGGUGGCAGGCUAUUGCCAUGAACACUCCCCACGAGGCAGAGGCUUGACAACGCUGUCAGCUAAGCCCAUGAAGGGUAAUAUGGGGAAAUGGGAGGAUAGGGGCAUGGCAGGAGCUUCGAAACGGGUAUCAUCCAGGAAUCGACCGGAUUACCUGGGAACACCGGGGGAGCGUUUAGGAGUGCAUCGCCAAAGAACGCAGCGAAUGUUCAACUCUAGCGUUGCACAGAGGGUGGAGACUUACGAUUGCGACGACCGCCGGAUAGAAUGUCCACCGGAGGAUGCUUCCCACCAAACGCGUAACCAAGAUGUGGGAUCCAAUUAUAUUAGGAAUUUCAAGGGGAUUCAGCCGAAACAGCAUGGAAGUAUAGGUAUGGAUGGAAGGACGGACAAAUCUUUUAUCUCUGAUGGGCAGAAAACUUUUAUGACUCGCACUAUCGGACAUAAUAAGGUCGAUUCCAAGAAAAAUCCACAAAGGGAGAUUGAGAGAUACCGCCAUUAUACGAACCCAGACGCAGAAUUAUAUCCACGGACGUCGAAGAUUUAUCGAGAAGCCCUCAAAAACUCUUUGGAUUGGAAGGAAGCGUCGGAUAAUGCUGCAGCGCCUCAACAAUUAUCCCCGGAAAUCCAGAACCGGAGAAGUGCUCUGCAGAUCAAAUCGGUCCGGAGAUUUGUAGAUGCCCUGUGGAAUAAGAACAAAUCAAACCACUUUCUCUUUGGGCUAUACAGGGAUAUCCCGUACCCGGGAAUAAUACACCUUUCGCAUCGCAGCCGAACCGAACUUUUGUACCGAUUUGCGCAUCCUCGUGACCGCCGUUGGGUUGAUGCUCGUCGCUUUUUAGCAUUAGUGGAAGACAUGUUCGCUGCAGGCCUCCCUGUCUCUCGAUGGCUCUGGAGCACAGCCAUUCACCUCGCGGGUCGAGCCAUGGGCAAGACGUCUAAACAAGAUUUGUUACGGGCAAUUGGUCUCUGGCAACAAAUGGAGCACCUGGGAGGAAUCAAAUCGGAUGCCGUGGUCUUUACUAUCCUUUUCGAUAUAUCGAUUAAGGCAGGACAGUACACCGUUGCCGAACGUCUGAUGCAGGAAAUGCGCAAACGCAACAUCCAAUUCGCUCGCUUUGGGAAGGUUUCCCAAAUGUACUAUUACGGGUUGCUGCGGGACCCUGAUAGCAUCCGUAGGACCUUCGAUGAGUUUGUCGGUGCUGGAGAGAUUGUCGACACUGCGGUGCUGAACUGUUUAAUGGCAUCCUUUCUCCGCACUGGAGAGGUAGGAACGGCGGAACAGAUGUACCAGCGUAUGGUGGAAUCAAAGUUUCCCACCCAACAGACCCGGGGACCUAGCGAUAAAGCCACGCAUCUUGCUGGCCCGGGACUUACAUCGGAGCUCGUUGAAUACAGGAAACGAUCCAAAAAACUAAGUCGCCUCCUUCAGUCCUCUGCAUCUUUAAAGAACAGCCUUCCAGACCACCAUCGUGCUCUUCAAGAAGCUCUCUCCAUCGCCCCUGAUACUCGCACGUUUCAUAUCUUUCUUUCCCACCACGCUUAUAGGAGUGGAGAUCUGGGUGCCUUUGUGUCGAUCCUUGAUGACAUGGAGAACAUAUUUAUAGUUCCCCCGCGUGGAAUGAUUUAUUUGCUCUUAUUCGAUGGGUUCGCUCAUUAUGGUCGACGGGGGAAGGGUUGGACGGCGGAUAAAUUGUGGAUGGCAUGGAAAGCUUAUCUCCGAGCUCUUUAUGAAUCCAAAACUAGGCUUAACAACCGAGCUUUUGCUCAACCGGAAGAUUUUGUUUGGGAAAAUCCUCUGAGAGGUGACGUUCCCUCGACACCAAGGCCUCUGGCAACGGGUGCAUCAAGUGGCCUUUAUACUCCCCUGCCGUCCACUACUGACGUGAAGGAUGGGUCUAACGGAAAUAAAAGCCAAGAGCACAACCGACCCCAUGACGACCAGACGGUAAUUGAAGCAGAACAUGCUAUGCUAGGCCUUGAUGGCAGCAUUGAUAUAAAUGAGAUCUUUAGUCAGGGAGCGCGGCAUCAUUCAGACGAAGAAGGUGGAUUGGAGACCCUGGAGCGUCGAAUUGACAAUGGUGUAUUUUUAGGCCGGAGGAUGAUCAUUAUAAUCCUGCGGGCAUUUGGGACGUGCUGCGGGCCUGAAGAUGUGAUGGAAGUUUGGCUUCGCCUGGAGAGCAUCUGGCAACCCGAAAAGCGCAAAGGGCUGGAUGUUUUGGCGGUCCAUGAAGAGCUGGAGAAGCAGAUGAACCGGCCUCCAAAAUCACAUUGAUUCUUGAACGAAAUAGUGUUCGUUCAUUUGUACAUUAGAAACCUGUUAUAUAUACCCUCAGGUGGAAAUCCUAUGCCGGCCUCGAUUUAGUCGCCUUUUGUAUAUUGAUUCAAUCUCGCGAGGCAAUGCUCGGUUAGUGUUUUGUUAGCGAUAAUAAUAGAUUUUUUGAGCAUGGAAGAC